AACUUGCAUGGUGAGCGACGCCGUGGAGGAGAAAGACAACGCAGCGGACAAAACACACAAUGGCGACGGCGGCGACAACGGCAGGCGGAACGGCCUCAGGCGGACCGGCCACCGGCCCGGUCGGCGGCGGGACCGCAGUGGGACGAAAGAAGGACGGCGGUCCGUCUACGAAGUUCUGGGAGAGUUCGGAGACCAUAUCCCAAUUCGAGACGGUGCGGCAGUGGAUCGGGAAGCACUACAAGAAGUCUGUCCAGAAUGACUCCCCCUCCAGCAAAUCCUUGGCGGGUCUGGUGGUCCAGCUGCUACAGUUCCAGGAAGACGCAUUUGGACGCAGGGUCAACAACCCUGCGCUAACUAAGCUACCUGCCAAGUGUUUCCUGGAUUUCAAAGCAGGCGGCGCUCUCUGUCACAUUUUGGGGUCCGUCUACAAGUUCAAGAGCGAGCAGGGAUGGCGUCGAUUUGACCUGCAGAAUCCUUCCCGGAUGGACAGGAACGUGGAAAUGUUCUUGAAUGUAGAGAAAAACUUGGUCCAGAAUAACUGUUUGUCGCGACCUACCGUGUUCCUGUUGCCAGACAUCGAGCAGAAACAAGCCAGUAAGCUCAAAGACAUCGUCAAAAGGCAUCAGGGCUCCAUUACCGAUGACAAGUCAAAGGCCACACACCACAUUUACCCCGCUCCAUCUCAACAAGAAGAAGAAGAGUGGCUUCGUCCUGUCAUGAGAAAAGACAAGCAGGUGCUGGUUCACUGGGGUCUUUCCCCAGCCAGCUAUGAUACCUGGGUGUCGGUCAGUGAGGUGGAGGCAGACGUGGAGGACCCACCCAGCGCCGACAGACCGUGGAAGGUCCACGCCAAGUGGGUUUUAGACACCGACUCCUUCAACGAGUGGAUGAAUGAAGAAGACUACGAGGUGGACGACAACAAGAAGCCGAUCAGCUUCCGCCAGAAGAUCUUCCCCAAGGAGGAGGAGUCUUCCCGUACACCCGAUCGCAAGGAGCGCAAGGCCAACUCGGCUAGCAAGAAGAGGAGGCGCUCACCCUCGCCGCCGAGCACCCCCGCCGAGUCACGCAAGAAGGGAGGAAAAAAGGGGAACCAGGGGCCUCACUGGAAGCGCAGAGGCCACAGAGGCGAAGAGGAAGACACGGAGGAGGACAUGACCAAGGACAUGGACGACUCCUCAGCUGGCGCCAGCAUGGAGGAGGGAAGUGUGUCCAAGAAUGCAAAUUCAAAGAAAGACAGUGAGAACACUCCGGUAAAAGGAGGGAAUGUGGCCGAUUUGGAUGACAUGGAGGACGACUCGGUGUUGUCCGGUGGAAAGGAUGACGAGGAGCAGGGCAAAGCUGAAGUGAACCGGCUGAUGGACUCCAGCGAGGACAACGUGACGGAACAGACUCACCACAUCAUCAUCCCGAGCUACGGCGCCUGGUUUGACUACAACUGCAUCCAUGAGAUUGAGAGAAGAGCGCUGCCCGAGUUCUUCAACGGGAAGAAUAAGUCCAAAACUCCAGAGAUAUACCUGGCAUACCGCAACUUUAUGAUCGACACGUAUCGGCUAAACCCUCAGGAGUACCUCACCUCCACCUCGUGCCGCAGGAACCUGACCGGGGAUGUCUGUGCCAUCAUGAGGGUCCAUGCGUUCUUGGAGCAGUGGGGUUUGGUGAACUACCAGGUGGACUCUGAGAGUCGCCCGUUACCCAUGGGCCCCCCACCCACUCCCCACUUCACCGUGCUGGCUGACACGCCAUCUGGCCUCAUGCCUCUGAACCACAGACCCCCACCGAUCCCCCCCCAACAGCCAAUGCCCAACUUCGCAGACAAAGUCAAAGACAAGUCCAUCGACCUGCAGAACUUCGGCCUUCGCUCCGACCUCUACAACAAGAAAAACCUCAAGGGUAAGACGGUCAACUCCACAAGGGAUUGGACCGAGCAAGAGACUCUUCUGCUGCUGGAGGCUCUGGAGAUGUUCAAAGACGACUGGAACAAAGUGUCUGAGCACAUCGGUUCACGCACCCAAGACGAGUGCAUCUUGCACUUCCUGCGCCUCCCCAUUGAAGACCCGUACAUGGAAAGCACCGAGGCCUCCCUGGGCCCUCUGGCCUACCAGCCCAUCCCCUUCAGCCAGUCUGGAAACCCCGUCAUGAGCACAGUGGCCUUCCUGGCCUCUGUGGUUGACCCCAGAGUGGCGUCUGCUGCCGCUCGAGCAGCUUUAGAGGAGUUCUCUCGUGUGCGUGAGGAGGUGCCGGCUGAGCUGGUGGAGGCUCACGUGAAGAAGGUGCAGGAGGCGGCCCGGAGCACAGGCAAGGUGGACCCCGCGUUCGGCCUGGAGAGCAGCGGCAUCGCUGGCACCGCCCCCGAAGAACCAGAAAAGACUGAAGCCCCAGAGCCAGAGAAGAUGGACACGGACACCGACUCCCAGCAGGCAGAUAAGGCUGAGCUGAAGGACGAGGCAGAGAAGCCCAGCGAGUCCGCAGAGAAGAGCGACAAGACGGAGGCUGCGGAUAAGGUCAAGAAGGAGGGGUCAGAGGCGUCGGAGCGCGAGGAGGAGAACGAGGAUGGAGCCGAGCCGAAGACGUCUCCAGCAGAAAAAGACAAGGCUGGGGAGACGGAGACGUCGUCCCCGGAGCAGGAGAAGGAGAAGGAAGAGAUGGCGGACGAGGGUGAGGAAAAGAGGAAGAAACUGGAGCACGACAUCGGAGAGGGCAACAUCGCCACGGCGGCCGCCGCCGCCUUGGCUUCGGCCGCCACCAAGGCCAAGUGCCCAAAAGCACCGAGUCCGACCGAGCCCAACGAAGACGAACCGAACCACCCCCCUUCUCCGCCCCCACCCGAACCCACCCACCCCCCACCCCCACCCUCGCCUCGCCGCUCUGUGGCAAUGGAGCCGUAG
This is a messenger RNA of Gasterosteus aculeatus aculeatus (three-spined stickleback), 2885 nucleotides long. Lineage: Eukaryota; Metazoa; Chordata; Actinopteri; Perciformes; Gasterosteidae. The record is from RefSeq and is a predicted model, not a curated record.